CCAGGUAGUAUUAUUAUUAUUAUUUAACGUCGUAUUUACCCCUUUUAUUCAUCAGUCGUCUCCGAUUGUGAAGUGCGAUGUCGCCAUCAACAUGACGUCGGCAAGAUGGUUCGCGGGGAUAUUUAUAUUAGAAGGGCUUUAAAGGCACAUGAUAAUCGGCAGCGCGGGGGCAGCGACGGUAUCACCAGGCGGGACGGACUUGGGAAUGAUCGUGUCGAUGUAUUCCUGUGCAAUGUCCAAGUGCUGCUCCAACGUGUGGCGCAGGUGCUGGUUCUCCGCCAUGACCCGCGACAGUUCGUGGGCUUGUUGUUUGGCGAUGUCGGCCCAGAGCGGGGCGGGCGACUGAUGCAUCUGACUCACGCGCAGCCAUUCCAAGUGCCGUGUCAUGGAUCCCACUUCUUUCCGCAGAGCGUCGAUCUCGUCUUUCAUGCGGUUGCGUUUCUUACUUCCUAGAAGCUUUUUCAGUGGCUCGUUGUCGUCGUCUUUCUCGCCCGAUUCGCCGUCCGAGGACGGAUCCGAGUCCGCUUGCGCUGGUGCAACUGGAGGUGCAGCGGGGAUCGACGGCGUGAUGUGGAGGGGGUGCAUGGCCAUGGGAACCAUGGGGGGAAGCUGAUCGUUGUCUCUUCGCCUGUCGUGUGGAGGCGGCAUUGGUGCCCAUGUAGGCUCGGUCCACCGUGGCCGUUUGGACCCGAGGCAGUCGAGGUUGAUCAACGAUGGUGGCGCUGCAUGAUCCCAUCCCAUCGACUGCGGUGGCGGCGGUGAACGAGACAUGCCGUCGUCCAUCACUCCCCGUGCCAUGGGGAGAUAGUCUGGGCGUGGGUACAGGAUCGGCACCCUGGACACGGGGUCGGCAGUUCCUCGUGACGGCACCGAGCGCUUCAUGCUUGAGAUCG
Messenger RNA from Aphanomyces astaci, 893 nucleotides. RefSeq lists its product as hypothetical. Lineage: Eukaryota; Oomycota; Saprolegniomycetes; Saprolegniales; Verrucalvaceae. Bases 106 to 453 code for a protein of 115 amino acids. The record is from RefSeq and is a predicted model, not a curated record. The transcript has a single exon.